AAUAACAUAGUCAUACACGAUACAUGUACUCUUCGAGUCUCUGUCCCAGGAGAAAAACCGUCAUAAAUAUUAUGUUGAUGAUAAAGUUUGUCCCACUACAUUUCAACGCACGGCACCGAUCAGCUCUUCAAUGCUUUAACCACUCACUCCAUUCAUUAGUCCUUCAGUCUCUCCUUCUCUCUCUUUAGACACAGUCUUCUCUUUUCUCUUCUCUUCUCUCUUUUUCAGUUGCAACAUGAGAAGAUGAUGACAGAUAUCACAAACCUAAGCACAGACCUCAUAGAGCUGAUCCUGUCCCUCCUCCCAAUCCCAACCUUAAUCAGAGCCUCAACAGUUUGCAAGCUAUGGCACUCCAUAAUCUCCUCCUCUUCCUUCUCAACCCUCUCCAACCACCUCAAGCAGCCAUGGUUCUUCCUCCAUGGCAUCCACAACAUCUCCUCAAAGAACAACCAAUCCUUUGCCUUUGACCCUUCCUCCAACACCUGGUUCCUCCUCCCAACCCCCCAACACCACCACCAAUCCCAAUACCAAUCCAACACCUCCUUCAUUGGCACCAGCUCCUUCUUCUUCAUCACUGCCCCCAACUUCCUCUACACCCCAAUUCUCCACCCUUCAUGGCACCCCACCCCUCCCCUCCACUUCCCUAGAAUCAACCCUCUAUUGGGUGUCUUCCAUGAUGCUAAAGAUCAAAACUUUGGCCACCACCCAAAAUUCAUUGUUGUUGGUGGGGUCAAGUUCAUUGGGAACCUUGUUGACAUAGAGGAUCGUUUGGAUGUUGAAAUCUAUGACCCUCUUGUGGGGUCUUGGGAGCUUGGCCCUCCUCUCCCUCCUGAUUUCAGAUCAGGAAACUCCUCCUCUUCCCUCUCCAGUGCUCUCUUCAGAGGGAAAUUCUAUGUCUUUGGGAUAUACUCUUGCUUUGUUUCCUCCUUUGACCUGCAUAAAAGGGUCUGGAGUGACGUUCACACCCUUAGGCCUCGUCAUGAGGUUGUGUUCUCCUUCUUGGUGGCUUGUAGGGAGAUGCUUGUGCUUGCUGGGGUGUGCAAUUUCCCUCAUGGGUCUUCCUCCUUUGUGCUGUGGAAGGUUGAUGAGAGGACCAUGUGGUUCACCCAGAUUGAUGUGAUGCCACAUGACUUGCUCUGUAGCCUUUUUGACGGGGAUGAGGAUGAUAAAUUUGCAAGCUUGAAGUGUGUGGGGUUGGGGGAUUUGAUUUAUGUUUUCAAUGAGGAUUACCACAGGAUGUACCCUGCUUGUGUGUGUGAGAUUGAUGGGGAGAGUGGGAGGUGUGUGUGGAGGAGAGUGCCCCAAUUGCCAUCACUGAUGAGCAGGUUUCACAAAGUUGUUAGCUUCUGUUCAACUGUUUCACUGUAUAGUAUUCUCGGUGAACGUCAACUCCCUGGUCUUCAGUACUAGAAAACAAAGGGAAUACACAAUCACUAGAAUAAGAAAGUUCAGGUAGAAGAAUCAUUUGCUGCAGACGGCAAUAUCUAGAUGCUGCUGUACCACAAAAGUUUGUUCAUUAUUCACAUCAGGCAAGAGCAGAAGCUGACAUAAUGUAUGUAAUAGAUAAUAAUCCUAUGUGUGUUGUAUGUCUAGUUUGGCUGUCAUAAAGCAUGGAAAUUGACAAAUUUUCCUAGUGACUGACAUUACCAAACUGUAUGUGGUAUUAGGUUUUUUUGUUGUUGUAAAUUUAAGUAAUAAUUAAGUGAAUGAUUUAGUUUCAUGUUGCAUUUCUAAGUACUAAUAUCCGCAACUGUAUGGUAUUAAUCAUUUAUAUGUUGCUAAAAGUAGUGAAAGUGGUAAUGUGGUAUACAUUGAAGUUACAAUAGUGAUCCUUUUUCUUAUAUCACUAA
Molecule: messenger RNA, 1850 nt
Organism: Glycine soja
Lineage: Eukaryota; Viridiplantae; Streptophyta; Magnoliopsida; Fabales; Fabaceae
Product: F-box/kelch-repeat protein At3g24760-like
Exons: 2
Coding region: 244-1410 (388 amino acids)
Biological process (GO): SCF-dependent proteasomal ubiquitin-dependent protein catabolic process
Molecular function (GO): protein binding; ubiquitin-protein transferase activity
Source: RefSeq, a predicted model, not a curated record